Molecule: messenger RNA, 996 nt
Organism: Lotus japonicus
Lineage: Eukaryota; Viridiplantae; Streptophyta; Magnoliopsida; Fabales; Fabaceae
Exons: 1
Coding region: 1-996 (331 amino acids)
Molecular function (GO): catalytic activity
Source: RefSeq, a predicted model, not a curated record
AUGGGUCGUUCAAGAAGAUGGUGCUCUUGGAACGUGCGAGGGUUAGGAAAUGCUGAGAAAAGAAGAGAAGUGAAGGAAGUCUUGAAAAAGGUGAAAUUAGAAUUAAUCUUACUCCAGGAGACAAAACUGGGGGAAAACAAAGAUCGAGUGGGAGAAUUGUUUGCUAAAUCCAUCAACCUCAAUUUCGCAGAGGUUCACGCAUCAGGAUCAGCAGGGGGAUUGAUCUCUUGUUGGGAUUCAGGUAUCAUAUCCGUGGAUGAUGUUAUUAAGGAUCAGAGCUUUAUUCUAUUGGUAGCAAAAGUACCUUUCCUGUCUGCUCCUGUGUUAAUUGGCAAUGUAUACAGUCCAAAUGUUGAGAAUCAAAGGAUUGCUACUUAUCCAAAGCUAGCAGCGGCGGUGAGUAACCUAGGUCUUGGAUGCUUUCUAGGUGGCGAUUUCAAUGGGACCCUUAAUCCUGGGGAACGAAAAGGUGGUAUUGAUGUUAUUGAUCCGGGCCUUUCUGAUUUAGUCUCUGGUUUGAACUUGAUUGAUCUUCCCUUAGCAAACGCAGAAUUCACGUGGUUUAGCACCCGUCAUGGAGGUUUAUGGAGCCGACUGGAUCGGUGGCUGAUUAGCGAAGAGAUAUUAAGAGAGAUUGACGGAGUUCAUCAAUCGGUUGAGGAGUGGGGUCUCUCAGAUCAUAGAGCCAUUUCUCUGUCCAUGGGGGCUGUCGAUUUCGGUCCAAAGCCCUUCAGAUUUUAUAACAACUGGAUGUUGGAGGAGGAUUUCAAAUAUCUGGUGAAUGCUUGGUGGAACUCUCCAUUGGUGGCGGGAUGGUCAGGGGCUUCCUUACUUGACAAGUUAAAAGAGUUGAAAAAGGAGAUUAAGCGAUGGAAGGGGAGUAGACCAAAUGCUAUGUCAGAUAGAAUCUCUUCACUGGAAACUGAUCUCCAAUCAGUUAUGGAUCAGAUUUUGAGGGAUGGUGCGUCUAAUGCUUUAAGGGCUAAAAGGCUGUGA